GCAACCACACUAUAUUCGCAAACAACGUGUAUGGGAGAUCACAUCAAUAACCAAUAUGCAAGUCGAAAUAAAGCGAGAAAACUAUGCGUGCAACAAAAAGAUGUGUUCCGAAAACGAUGCUUACUCAAAGAUGGAUCAUUUAAUCAAUAAAAUUAUAGAAAAGGAAGGGUUCAUCCAAUACAAAAUUGAUAAGAAAUGCAUAUCAACAAACGGAGGGAACUACCUCGGAGAACUCUCCGAGAUCGAUGUUCAAGGAAAAACGAAAGAUGGCGACAAAGUUCUAAACAUCUUCGUGAAAAAAAUGAACACAGGCGACGAAAUGAAAAUUAUUUCAAUACCAAAUGCUUAUAUGACAGAAUUGUUCUUCUAUAAAGAACUUUCGAAGAUUUUUCAUGAACUGCAAGAAGAGGCUCGCGUACCCUUAAACAAGAAGUACUGGACUGUCAAAAGCUACGAUGAAAGUGAAAAAGAUUUGAUAUUAAUGGAUAAUUUAUCAAGAAAAGGUUUUAUAACACCAGAUAGGAUGGAUGUCGUCUCUUUACAGUUCGCUGAAAAGGCAAUCCAGGAGCUGGCUAAAUUCCAUGCGUUUUCAUUUAUUUUGAAAGAGAAGCGUCCAGAAUAUUUCGAAAAACGAAUUCGGACCAUGAAAUCUCCUUUCAAACCUGGCAAAGAUUGGGAUGGAUUUGUCCAAAAUAUUCUUAAAACAACGAUAAAAUUUGUCGAUGAAAAUUUGAAGGAAAGAGUAGAAAAUUAUUCCGUAAAUAUUGAAAAAAAGUAUCUAAACUAUUAUGAAGAUAAGAAAACUCAACGAUGUUUGGUUCAUGGUGAUUAUCGGCCCAACAAUGUGUUGACAAAAAUAACUGUAAGUACUUCAACUUUUUAUGUUGUGAUUUUAACUGCACGGAUAGCCGAGAAGUAAAGAUCACAUGAGGUGUCGCGGUUUCGA
Molecule: messenger RNA, 946 nt
Organism: Trichoplusia ni (cabbage looper)
Lineage: Eukaryota; Metazoa; Arthropoda; Insecta; Lepidoptera; Noctuidae
Exons: 1
Coding region: 56-919 (287 amino acids)
Source: RefSeq, a predicted model, not a curated record